CUCUUCUCUGGACCUUCUCCAAUUUCUCUACAUCUUUCUUGAAAUGUGGUGCCAAGAACUGGACAUGAUACUCCAAUCGAGGCUUGAUCAGUGCAGUCGAACGGAAGAAUGACUUCUCAUGUCUUGCUCACAACAUUCCUGUUAAUGCAUCCCAGAAUCAUAUUUGCUUUUUUUGCAACAGCGUCACACUGUUGACUUGUAUUUAGCUUGUGGCCCACUAUGACUCCUAGAUCCCUUUCUGCAGUACUCCUUAGAUUGAUGAGGAGUAUCAGGAAACCUUGACACAACAUCGGUCAGCAUGAUAGGUGGUAGUAUUAGUACACAGUGCCUAACCUUUGUCAAGAGUUUUGAAAGCAUCACGGCAAAGGGGAGGUUGAAGAUAGGAUUUUGAGGAAGAUAAGAGCUAGUGAAGGAAGUAUGAAAUGCCUUUUUUGUAUAAUAUGUGCUUAGUUUGGUGAGUCUUAAUCUGCCACUGGGAAUUUCCAAAUUUUAUAAUUUAAGUAUUUCCUAUUAAAAUAGCAUGCCAUCUGAAUUUUUUAAAAAUAUCACAAGAAAUAUAUAUCUGAAUUACAGCAAUAUAGAUUCAAAUUAACAGCAUCUGUAGAUGUUUUUCAGCAGCAACUCCACUUAAAAAUGUGAGGUGAUCCCACAUAAGCUCCUCAGAGUUAUCCUCACGUAAGUCCAUGGAAGAAAUGAGUGACCAGCCAGUUUCAUCUUUGUGGGACCAGGGAACAACAAAAACAUAUCAAAUUCCUAUUAAUCAUUUUGAUUACAAGUUCAUUGAAAAGUGCUCAGAUGUUAAACACCUGGAAAAAAUUCUCAGGAUAUUGAGAUCUGGUGAGGAAGGAUAUUACCCUGAUCUUACAUUAUUCUGUGAAAAACGCAUUGAAUGUUUAGCUCCGGGGAGUAGAGCCCUGCGAAAAGAUAAACCUCCAGCCUCUGUGUCUGAUUUUACAGCUGAAGAAUGGGAAAAAAUUAAUGAUGAAAUGAAGAGCUGGGUAACAGAAAUGAAGGAAGAAGAUUAUAAAAUACAAUUUCCUAUAACAGAAACACUUCAUGAGAGACUAGACAAUUUGCCAGCAAUUCGUGGUUCAAAUAGCUGCCUUCAUGAUGGCCAGAACAAAGAAUAUAAACAAAGAAAGAAGAAAAAUAUACCACGAGAUUACAGGGAAUGGGACAAGUUUGAUGUGGAAAAGGAGUGUUCAAAAGUUGAUGAGGGCAAUGAAGAAAAUAAUUCAAAAACAUGUUGCAAUAUUAGUUCAGAUUUACCUGUAGUUGAAAAGGAAAUAGACACAGCAGGUAUGACUAAGAAAGAAAAAAAAUUUAUUGCUAAUCGUGAAAAAGAAAAAGGUAAUGAAGCUUUUGCCACUGGGGAUUAUAAAGAAGCAGUGACAUAUUACACUCGGAGCAUAUCAGUAUUGCCCACUGUGGCAGCAUAUAACAACAGAGCUCAAGCAGAAAUCAAACUUCAGAACUGGCACAAUGCUUUUCAGGAUUGUGAAAAAGUGUUAGAUAUGGAGCCUGACAACCUAAAAGCUCUUAUGCGCCGUGCCACUGUACACAAGUAUCUAGGGAAUUACCAGGCAGCUAUAGAGGAUUUGACCAAAGUAUUACAUGUUGAACCAGAAAAUGCCAUAGCUAAGAAAAAUCUGUCAGAUAUUGAACAGAAGCUGAACGAUUUAGAGCCUGUUUCUGAGAUUUACACCAAAGGAAAAAGAAUACUUAUUCAAGAUAUAGAGGAGUCAGAUGAUGAUGGAAGAGGAGAAAAUGAAGAACAUGAAAAUGGCAGUGGAGAUAAAAAAACUGGUGUAUCACUGGAAGACAAGAUUGCGAGGAAAAGUGAAAUGGGGAAUCUACAAAAAAAGUUUUCUGUCAAAGGAGAUGGUUGUAAGGCAAGUCGUCAGAAGCAGGCAGAGAGUAGCGUAAGAAAAGAUAUAUCUGAGAAAAAGGCAAUUGAACAUUUACCGGACUGUGAAGGUGAAGUUAAUGGUUAUCUAAACAACGGUAAAAAAAAGAAUGAAAGCAAUGAUGUUAAGGAGACCUCCAGUUCAUGUUGUACAGAAUCUUCAUCAGCUGGGAAAAGCAGUUUUAAUUUGCUUCCACCUACUGCGGCAAAACUGAAAAGUGAAGGAAAUGAGUUAUUUAAGAAUGGACAGUUUGGAGAAGCUGUGGCCAAGUACUCAGAGGCAAUUGAAAAUGUCAUUAAUUUAGGAGUGAAAAGUCAAGAUGAUCUAAGUAUCUUGUAUUCAAAUAGAGCAGCAUGUUUCCUUAAGGAAGGCAACUGCAGUGACUGCAUUCAAGAUUGUAGCAGAGCUUUAGAACUUCAUCCAUUUUCCCUUAAACCUCUUCUGCGACGAGCAAUGGCAUACGAGUCCAUGGAGCGAUAUCGGCAGGCAUAUGUUGAUUAUAAAACAGUGCUACAGAUAGACAGUGGGAUCCAAGCAGCAAAUGACAGCAUUAAUAGAAUAACAAGAACUUUAAUAGAUCAAGAUGGUGCAAAUUGGAGAGACAAGUUAUCACCAAUUCCAGUUGUCCCUGUUUCUGCUCAUCUACACAAAUGGGAUGGGAAAAGCUUUACGUCAGAGAUUAAGCAAAAUAAGACUGCAGACUUCAGUGGAGACAGACAAUCAGAGAUGAACAGUAAAAAAGCUGAGGAGAAUUUCAAGAUCCUUAAGAAUGAAGGAAAUGAAUUUGUAAAGAAGGGUAAAUAUAAAGAAGCUCUAAUGAAAUACAAUGAGUGCAUGAAGUUAAAUUCAAAGGAAUGUGCUAUCUAUACUAACAGGGCUCUCUGUUACUUAAAAUUGUAUCAAUAUGAAGAGGCUAAACAGGAUUGUGAUCGUGUUCUUCACAUAGAAAACUCUAACAUCAAAGCUUUUUAUAGAAGAGCUCUAGCAUACAAAGGACUACAGAAUUACCAAGCCAGUGUUGAUGAUCUUAGCAAAGUACUUAUAAUAGAUCCAACUGUGGCUGAAGCAAAGAGGGAACUACAAAAGAUCACCCAGUUGCUUAACCUUAAAAAUGAUGUUGGAACCAAUAACCAACAGAAGCAAAGAAAGACAAUCAAAAUACAAGAGGUUAAUGAGAUAAAUGAAGAAGAAAGCAAGGCUAAUACCUCAGACGAUGCUGUGCUGAAUUGCCAUGUUGCCAAAGGAGCAGCUGAAAACAGUGUGCCAUUGAAAAUCUCUGAAAAACUACUCAUUUCAGAACCAUCUAAUGCCUAUGAGUUUGGUCAGAUUGUAAAUGCAGUGAAUGCCAAGAGGGAUGAAGCUGCCUGUGCAGAUCUUUUAACCAUUAUUGAUCCCCAAAAAUUGCCAGUGCUGCUAAGUAACAAACUAGACGGGAAUACCUUUCUGAUCUUCAUGCAGGCAUUGGAACGUCAUCUACUUGGAAAAAACCCUGGCCUUGUGUAUCAGCACCUUCUUUAUCUGAGUAAAGUUGAGAGGUUUAAGGUAGUGCUGACACUUCUUAGCAAGAAUGAAAAACAGCAGGUUCAGGAGUUGUUUGACUCUCUGUCAAAAAAGCAAAAUCACCAAUUUUCUUUAGAAGACCUGGAGAGCCUUAAAAGGGUUUAUGAACUCUAAACAGAAUGUUAACUUUUGCAUGUAUAUAGUUGAUGUUGGUAGACUGGAUGUAUGAACUAUGAAGACUUGUAGGGGAUAAAGUCAGUCUUUUACCUGGAUUGUUGAGCAUGCUGUAUUUUGUACAGUAUGUGCACAUUUAAAAUCUGCUGCUGUUUUAUCUUGCAUUUGUAUAUAUUUGUAACCUAUUGUGUGCUAAUGCACAUCUUCAUAUUUAAUACAUAGGUCAUAUUAUUUGAUGAUAUAAUGAUUAAAUUAGAAUAUAUUGAUUUUAUAUAUAGAGUGUAAAAACAUUCUAAUGGUACAGCAUGUGUCAGACUUCUAGCCAUUCAUUUGUCACCUCAUUUUAGGUCAGAUUAUAUUUUCUAAUGCUAAGAAGUGUCCUCAAGAUAAGUGGGUUAUUAGUUAGAAAUAGCUUUACUAAAAUGUGGGCUUGUCUACAUGGUGAGUUAGUCUACAUUAGAGGCAUGUAAACUCUAUUGCACAUUGAUGUGCACCACAGUGGCCCAUGUGAAGCCUUCUAAUGUGUAUUAAAAAUUUCCUAAUGCCCACUAAUGUUGUGUUGUUUGAAACAGUGCUACAAUAACGCUCACUAGAGAACCUUUAGUCCAUGCUGGCAGAGUCAGUGCAGGCUAAUUAGUGCACCAUAUACUAGUGUGCACUACAAUUCGCACUCCUCUAGUGCUAACACAUCACAUAAACAAGCCUUGUGUUUGCAAAAAAUAUUCUGUUAACUUUUUCUGAUGUUAAAUAAUUACAUCUUUCUUGGAAUGUACAAAACAUAUUUUUAUACUCUGUGCCACACAGGUUAACAACAAAGAUGAAUCAAAGUAGACUAGUUUGUCAUGGAACUCUUUAAAGCAAUAUAAUUGUUAAAUUGUGAAGUUUCUGAAAUAGGGAAGAGGAGAAUAAUUUAUUGUCAAAUGUGGGGAAAUUUUUUGACAGGAUUGCUGAUACUUUUGAAAACAGUACUUAUUUGUGGUGACAAUGUUGUAGUGAUUGACCCUUCAUAGUAUGCUAUUAUUGAAAUACUAGGUGCUAGUUUAAUAUUUUAUUUGGUUGUAAUUAAUUUUUGCUUAAUUUAUAAGGAGAAUGUGUACUCCUGAGGGAAUUCUGCACAAAAAAAUUAAAUUAUGUGCACAGUUUUUUAAGGUUAUGCAAAAUUCUGCAUAUUUUGUCAAAGUGCAGGAUCCAGCCUGGCAGGGAGAAGCUAGACUACUGGUUGCAUGAAGGUUGGAGAUCACCCUAGAACUUCUACCCAAGAGGAGACACACUUGGCAGUGAGGAUUCACUCAACCCUGACACAGCACAAGGGCUGGGUCUGCCCUCAAAAUAGCCCAGGGUCCUGUUCCUCAAUGCUAGAUGUCACAAUAUAGCAAGUGAAAAGGAUAAUCUCUCUCACUCCCGGCCCUAGUCCCAACUCAGGUAUGAGGCAGGCAGGCUCUACCCAGCAUGAUACAAAUGUGGAGUGGCUUAGUGUUGGGGGAGGUUCAGGUGUGGCGUGAGAGUGUUCUGGGCUGGGUAAUAUUAGUGCAAACUAUGCAAUGUGGAGGCCUAAAUGUGGGGGAUUUGGAUGCGCAGGUGUUCCUUUGGGGGUUCCAGCUGGAGAGGAAAUGGGACUCUGCGGGGAAGUCCAGGUGAAGGUGGUUGGGGCUCAGCGGGGGAGGGGGGGAGGUGCAGCUGGUUACAACUUGUUGGAGUGAGGGAGACUUUGGGGAGUAGUCUGGUUGUGAGGGGAGGGGCUCAGUAAGUAUCCAAAGGCAUGGAGGUUGAGAAGAUGGGGAGCACAUUCCUGUACUAUAACCCUCUCUAUCUGUGGCAGAGGAGUGAUGAGGGCAGGAAGUAGAUGGGUUGGAGGUGAGUUUCUACUCUUAUUUAUCUCUAAUCCCAAAGACGACAGACUUUUAGUGCCUCAGUGAGUUCGUCUGUUGUUUCAAGUUCAAGAUGAUGGUUGUGACCUCUGUAAUCCCCUUCAUUAGAUCCUCAUCACUUGUUUGUGGCUCUAGAAUCGCAGGACACCUAUUUCUACCUGUUCAUACAUCCAUCAUAUAGGAACUCUCUCAACUUGAUGAAUUGUGAGCGGCCUGUGGGCUAGAAGUUCUCCGCCCUUGCUGUAAUUUUUGAUGUUGCAAAAUGUGAUAACCAGUUCUUACCCAAGCCAAGAUUUCCUGUUGCUCCAGCCCCAGCCUGAUUCAGCAAUCCUGUCUGUUACUGACUAAUGUAAUGAUGAUUCUCUUGGGUAUGGAAUCAUCAAGAGCAAGACCUAUAAUUCACUAGUGGUGCAGCUGCAGUGGCUGUCAUGACAAUGGAAUUUGAGAGCUGCUCUUGUGCCUGUUGCUUGCUAGGGGUGCAGAACGUGCCUUUUCUAAAGGGGUCAAAUUUAUGCUAAAUAAUUCAUAUGCAGUUUGUUCCCAGGCCCAUGACUCAACUGCAAAGACCACAUUUUAGCAGAACUUCGCUAAUGCAAAGUUCACUGACAUCAGUGUUCAACAUCUAACCUGCUACAUGUCAAGCAACUACUCUUCCUCCCUUUAAAUCAUUAAAGCAGCAUGUGAUGCGUUUUGCUAUUGAUGUGAUCCUGAAAG
This is a messenger RNA of Pelodiscus sinensis (Chinese soft-shelled turtle), 6163 nucleotides long. Lineage: Eukaryota; Metazoa; Chordata; Testudines; Trionychidae. The record is from RefSeq and is a predicted model, not a curated record.